Messenger RNA from Lachancea meyersii CBS 8951, 1197 nucleotides. NCBI's taxonomy places the organism in Eukaryota, Fungi, Ascomycota, Saccharomycetes, Saccharomycetales, Saccharomycetaceae. The record is from the annotation of a GenBank genome assembly.
AUGAAGCUCAAUCACGUGACUCUGGCAGCCGCGCUUUACGCGAACCUCGCUGCUGUUCACGCAACGACCACCACCACGCUCGACUUCACCGCAACGGCCUCGGAGAUCACAUUCACAAAGACACCCGAGGGCUCGACGUCCGGGUCGACGUUUUUGUCGGCCUCGUCUCCGGCGGAAUCGUCCAGCGCUAGCGUCGAGACCAGCGCAUCCGGCUCGGUUGUCAGCUCGGUAACCAGCUCUGCCACCAGCAGAGUGACCACCAUUGGAUCCAGCUCUGCCGUCAGCGCACCCAGCACCGUCACGAUGUAUUCUUCAUCGGCACUAUAUCCAAACACCACUGUGGUCAGAACCAGUAGCGCUGGAAGCUCCGUCGGUUCGUCGAUCGAGUCGUCGACCGAGUCGUCAACUGAGUCGUCAACUGAGUCGUCAACUGAGUCGUCUACCGCACCAACCUCUGUUGAGUCGUCCUCUGUUGCGUCAACCUCGUCUGUCGAGUCGUCUUCUGUCGCAUCAACUUCGUCCGUCGUGUCGACCUCCGCUACCCCCUCCUCCUCCUCCUCUUCCUCUUCUUCUGUCGCACCAUCCACCAUAUCCAGCAAGGCCGCUGUCUCCACGGUCAUCUCACUACCUGUUUCAUCAACCAAGACCUCGUCUUCCGCUUCGGCCGCCGCCACAACUCUAGACGCCGCUACCGCUGCCUACAUCCUCAGCGAGCACAACGCCAAGAGAAGCUUGCACGAAAACACCCCAGACCUAGUUUGGGAUGACAGCUUGUCGGCUUUCGCCUAUGCGUACGCCAACUCCCUAGAGGGCACCACAUAUGACCCUUGCUCCGGAAACUUGAUUCACUCCAGCAACAGAGGCGAUCAAGGUGAGAACAUCGCUUUUGGCACAACCACAGACCCUAAUCUUCUAGUCGAUUACUGGUACGACGAGAUCCAGUACUACGACUACAAUAAUGUUACCGGUAUUGAGCACGACGGCCAGGAAGUCGGCCACUUCACCCAACUAGUCUGGGCCUCCAGUACCAAGGUUGGUUGCGCUGUGUUGCAAUGUGACACUCAAGCCAAGUACGGUCAAAACUCCAUUUACUUGAUCUGCGAAUACUCACCAGCCGGUAACGUCUAUAACGGCACUCCAGGACAAGAUGAAUUCUAUUUCUUCAAAAACAACGUCUUGCCUCUAAAAUCCACCUAA